Condylostylus longicornis is the source of this 1032-nucleotide messenger RNA. Its product is annotated as odorant receptor 2a-like. The record is from RefSeq and is a predicted model, not a curated record. Gene Ontology annotation, molecular function: odorant binding; olfactory receptor activity. Gene Ontology annotation, biological process: detection of chemical stimulus involved in sensory perception of smell; sensory perception of smell. Gene Ontology annotation, cellular component: plasma membrane. Bases 1 to 1032 code for a protein of 343 amino acids. NCBI's taxonomy places the organism in Eukaryota, Metazoa, Arthropoda, Insecta, Diptera, Dolichopodidae. The transcript has 4 exons.
AUGUCAUAUGGAAUUUUUGGUGUUCACCCACCAGAUAAUCGUCGUGAUAAAAUCGUUUAUCAUGCUCUUCAUUUACCAAUUCAUUCGAUUUUAUCAUUUUUUUUUUAUUUUGGAUUUUAUUAUGAAGUAUUUACUGCUCCAUUAGAGACGGCUACUGAAGCAACAUCAUCAUCAAUGGUUCUAACAAACAUAAUGAUACGUGCUUCAAUAUUCUUUUAUUAUCGCGAUAAUGUUUUAAAAUCAUUACCAAUAAAAUGUCGAAUAAUGGAAACUGUCGUUCAUUCUAUAUUAAUAUUAAUGGUAUUAGCUAAAGUUUUAGGCUGUAUUAGAAGUUUUUAUGGUGAGCGUGUACCAUUAUUUCCUAUUUGGGUACCAUACGAUUGGCGUACCGAAUCAUGGGUUUAUAUUGCAACUAUAACUUAUCAAUUUAUAGCAAUUACCUUACAAGUAAUUGGAUAUGCAGCAAAUCAAUUAUUUGGGCCAAUUUCACUUUGUAUGAUGAUUGCACAUACACAAAUUUUAAAGAAUAGAUUAAGAAAUAUUGGUUAUAAUCGAGUGAAAUCAUUAGAAAGUAAUCAUAAAGAGUUGAUACAGUGUGCUAAAAUGUUUAAUAUACUUUACAGUAAAAUUGUCACAUUACAAAUGACAACUCAAUUUAUGUUGUCUUCAUUGCAAUUAACAAUGACAAUUGUAUUGACAAUUUAUUUUACGAAUGAUUUUGCAGCAACAAUGUAUGCCGGCUUAUAUGUGCUGAAUACAAUAGUUAGUGAAUUAUUAUUGUCAUGCUGGUACGGUGAGAAAUUAAAAAGUGAAACUGAAGGUUUUACAGAUGCCUAUUAUGAUAUGAAUUGGAUUGAUCAAAGUCCAAAGUUCAAAAAAGAUUUAUUAAUGUUAAUGCAACGUUCUCAAAUAAGUUUUGAUAUGGUGGCUGGAUUAAUGGCAAUAAAUUUGAGAAGUUUUGUUUUGAUACUGCGGUUUGCUUAUUCAGCAUCUUUGAUUUUGAGUAAUAUGAAAAAUCGUCCAGAUGAUUAA